AAUUCAGUUUGGGAAAGGGCACAAAACUUGGGUUGAAAUGCUGUGCCCAAUCCUGUUUCACUAGUAUCGGUUGAGCCUCCGGUCCGGUUCAAUAAAUUAGUAAAGUAAAAUUGUGAAACCCAAUUACUCUCUAUUUCCUCCGCGAAAACCAAAAUAGAUUGACGGUGAACAAUUCAAAGAAAAACAAAAACCCCAAUGGAACCGGGAGCUAGAAGAAGCGGAGGCGGCGUAUGGGAAGGUCUCUACAGAGUUUUUAUGCGCCGUACCUCCGUCUAUGUCACCUUCGUCGUCGUAGGCGCUUUCCUUGGCGAACGCGUGGUGGACUAUGGGGUUCAUAGGCUGUGGGAGGCCAACAAUGUCGGGAAGCGAUACGAGGAUAUUCCAGUUUUGGGACAGAGACAAUCUGAAUGAAGAGCAUCCUCAGCUAUCAGUCUGCUUGCUUGUCUGCAUCCUGGAUUUAAAUGAUAAUUCUUGUUUCGAUCUUCCAAUAAUUGUUACCACCAUGCUGGCCACGCUUGGGAUCACUGUAAACUAUAAAAGCAGUUGAAUUUGCAACUGUAUUUUUUUGCUUUAUGAUAGGUCUUUUUGCUAGUUUGAGAUGCAUUUGCUUAUGCUAAAUAUACAAGAGUUCCUUGAUGCCAA
Olea europaea var. sylvestris is the source of this 642-nucleotide messenger RNA. RefSeq names its product cytochrome b-c1 complex subunit 9-like. Lineage: Eukaryota; Viridiplantae; Streptophyta; Magnoliopsida; Lamiales; Oleaceae. Gene Ontology annotation, biological process: mitochondrial electron transport, ubiquinol to cytochrome c. The record is from RefSeq and is a predicted model, not a curated record. The transcript is spliced from 3 exons. The coding region runs from base 196 to 411 and encodes 71 amino acids.